AGGGCCUGAGUUGAACUUGAUUGCCCCCUGUACCUAGCCUUGGAUCCUGUUACAUAGAGAGCUGCCGAACACAUUUACCAACACGCUGUAACAUACUGCAGAGUGUAUGUUCAAGUACACCCCUCAUUGGCAGGUGCUGUGUAGCAGCAUGGAGCAUGAGACCAAGAGACUCUCAGUUGCUGCAUCUGAUGAUUACCAGGAUGUGUUGACCCAGAAUGAGGGAGACCUGAUAGGGUGCCACUCUCUCCUGCUUAGUGCCUCAGAAAUCUCACUGUCUACACAGGAAGACAUGACAACCCAAGGAACCACAGACAGCAUACCCAGAAAGUGGCUGCUGCAGCCCAUGUCACCUAAAUUGGAGCAGGCAACAGAUCUUCGCACCAUGCUCAGCCCCACCACGGACGAGCCCUUCAGCCUGGACCGGAGCUGGACCUACAACAGGAAUGGCAACUCUUCUGCUUUCAGUUUCGACAGCAUCUCCGUAAACCACACCCGGUCCACAGUUGUCGUAUCUUCCCAGCAAAAAGAGGUGCAGGCCAGGCAGGUGGUGGUGUCGGAGGAAAACUGCGGCAUCACCAGCGAAGACUGGCAAGCCAGCAGCUCUAGCAGUCCCAGCAGCACGGGCUCCUACUGCGGGUUCUACUCAUUCGUGGACAAUCCUGCAAGCCCCGAGGCAGAGCUGAAUGAAGCCUGGACGUUGUCCCCGGAAAGGCAAGCCACCCUGAAAGAGGAGCGCAGCUUCAAACUGCAGACAUAUGUUGGUGGGAAGAAGCCAGGGAGUCUGUUCAAGGAGGACAAGGACUCCCGCUACCAGGUGGAAACAGACAACGGUGCCCAAUUGAAGGCAGAGGAGGAGGAGAAGAAACUUAGGAAGGAGAUCAUGCAUGGUCAUGCCCCCCCAAAAACUGCCACCUACAGGGAACAGUGGAGUGCACUGAGCUUGUCACCCAACAAGCUGCUGGAAGGGUUCAGCUUGUGCUAUGGUCCAACCAGUAGUAAAUCUGAGCCCACACCAGCAGCCGAGGCUGGUACCAUCGACAAUGAGCAGAUAAACUUCAGCGCAGCGCGGGAACAGUUCAUAAAGAUGGAACAGUCCAGGCUAAACCCCUUUCUGCAGAGUCCCAGCUCUCUAAAACCACAAGGAAGACGGUGGCAGUCAGAAGACAGCUUGUUAUCACCAAAGAGUGCAAAAAAAGAAGACCACUCUACAGUAUGGUUGAACCAAAGUCGGACCCCAGUGAAACAGCAGGAUGAAGGGGAAGUCGUCACUGCCGGAAAGGUGACAGUGUACCGCACAGAGGAGAAGGUAACCAAGAGCCAGGGUAGUCUGCUUUAUGACCUUGACUCUGGACUGGAGGAUCUAUCGGGGGACCCCAGUGUUGGCUACACAAGUGAUGUAAGCAUAUCCAAUGACAACUCUCAACCAGAAAGCAAGGCCACCCAAUCGGUAAGUGGUCACAGAGAGACGCCCAUUGAGAGGGAGAUUCGUAUCACUCAGGAGAGAGAGGAGAGCCUUCGGAAAUUGCGGGGAAUUAAGCACACCGAUGUCCAGGAGAUGGUGGAGAUCAAGACCAAGUAUCUGCUCUCCCAGCCUGCACCACCACGGACACCUGUCAGGUCCAAAGAGAAUAAUCGGGUGAGCUUCUUCAUCCAGCGCGAGAUUGAAAAGGACAGCCAGAGGGAAGUGGACCUGAUGCACCAGGGGAGAGUCCCAAGUCUGUAUGACAGGGGAACUCCGCAGGAACUGGAGGAUAGGAAGAAGAUCUUUGAGCUGCCAGACCAACCUGGAGCCAAGGAGAAGAGGAAAAGGGCUUGGUCUUCACCCAGGGUCAAUGUGAGGAGUAGCAGCUCAGAUAGGGAAGGCUUCCCUUCCACGUGCUUCCCUAACCAGCACUCAGAAGAGACAGAGUUGUACAUCAGCCACAUGAACACCGCUCCAAGCGUCAAUACCACCAGCAAAUGCUGGGGUUCAGAUUCCCAAGACUUCUCCAGAGUACUACCAAGUUGCCUCCCAGAGGAGAGUGUUACAUUGAAAGGCCAUGAGACCACAAAGGCGGCAAGCUCUAAAGUCACAAUAGUGGUGAAGACGACAAGUACUAGCGAAAUAGUAAAUGACCCAUUGUGGUUAGAGCGAAGAAAGGAGCCAGUUCCAGCCAAAAGCUCCUCAGCUAAAGAAGCCUCCUUUUCGUACUCUCCGUCCUCCCCUACACCCACUGCUUCUGCAGUUCAGGGGUCUGAGCCAAAUGAUAAGCUUUCUCAAACCUGGAGGACGCACCUGAAUUCUGGUAGCCCGAGACCUCAAAGACCAAAUGCUCCAGAUGUUAUCCAGAAGGAGAUUGAGCAGGAUCUAAAACGCGAGCAGGAGCACCGGGAACUCCGGGAAUCCUGUGGCCUGUCCACCUCUAUGGAAGGAAACCUGGACUGUGUAGGACGAGACGCUAAAGACACACAUCAAUCGCAAAGCCUGCAAAGGGUCAUCGUGGAACAGGAAGACUCUGUCUUCUAUGAGAGCCCUUCACUUCUUGUAGAGCAGACAAGCUUGACCAGACGGCCCUCUUCCUUUAUCACUCCAGUAUCAAUGCUAGAUAAAACAGACAGCGCAGCUCCCUUUUCCCCUUCCAUUCGUCCCACUGCCCGACUUCCCUCCUUUUCCAUAGUGACCGCCCAGCCAUGGGGCUGUCCAAGGCCCACCUCCCCCGUGGAUAGCAGGGUUUCCCCCAUGCUGCCUGCCAGCCCAUGGGCAGAGACAGGUGGCUCCCCUGGGACACCCACACAAAAGGGCCUGACCGAGACAUUGCUAGAGGAUUUUGAGGAGAGGAGAGUCAAACUGAAGCUGGAAGAGAACGCUUAUGCAGGAAUUCAGUGCAUUGAUGAUGUGAAUAAUGAGGUCUUGGAGGCCACCCGGAUCACCAGGCACAAAAACAAGCGGGCACUGCGCUGGGAGGCUGGUGACUACACCAACGAGUACCAGUCCUCUCCCCUGGAGGGCAUGGUGAGAGAGGGCAGAAAGGAGAAGAGAUGAAAAACAGUCAUCUUAGGGUUGUCCCAUCUCAGCACAUAUGAAUAUACUCUCUGACUACACACUACCAAACCUGCUGGACAUAUUGAUUGGUCCCCUUUGUGAUAAACUCCUCAUCCAUCAACAUCAGCCACCUACUAGAGCAGGUGACCUUCCACGAUUUAAAAAUAAAAAAGACAAGUGAACUGAAAAUAAAAUUCUGGACAAGUUUUAAAUGCCAUCGGAGGUGGAUUGCAAACGGAAGGGAAUUUAAGAGGAGUUCUGUGCCUGCUAAGAAUGCACAUCAGCGUAUGAGUUAUUUUUAAGUCUGGCAGUCACUGGCUGCUAGGUAACUUUGAUUAGGCCUAUCCGCCUUCAAAUGACUGCAUAGAAAAUAAAUGACAGAGCUAUUUUUGUCUUGUCAGUUGUGCUUUGCAAAGCAAAAACAAGCAAGAAACCAUCAUCAGAUAUCCAUGAUGUAUGGUUAUAUGGUUCAAAUUUCCAAACCAAUAUCCAAUCCAAUGAAGCACUUGCAGUACCGUCUUCUAGAAAUGUUGACAUUUGUCUGAUUAUUAUAUUAAUUAAGAGCUACAGCAGAUAGCAGUAUGUUUGUGUUCUUAAUUUGACUUGAAUGUGCUUUGACAGCAGAAAUUAGUAUAAAACUUCUGACCUAAACGGGUCAGGUCCUUAUUGCCUUUCUUAGGGCUCGAUUUAAUCCGUAUCACGUAAAAAUCUGCAAUGUAGCGUGAUUGAAAUUGAAAAGGCAAUGUUAACGCAGUCAACUGCAUUCACAGUAAAUGCUGCACAUGUCGGCUCAACCGGAAAUGACGGUACCUUUACAUUUUAUUUGUGCCAUCUUCUGUGACAUGGAUUGAAUCGAGCCCUUGUGAGAUAUGUACAGUUAGAAAGAUUCCUUGCUUACCAGUCGGCUACUGUAAAUGACAAACAAGUUUGAUCACACUCUAAACCUGACUGUUUGCAACAUGACAAGACGUGCUUUUUAUAUAGACUAUUGUAAGAGAUACUGAUGAAAAUAGGCCAGGUAAUGUAGAUCUUAUAAGAGAUUCAACUCUGCUACAUUUGGUGGCAAUGGUGGGAUCCACUACUUAUAAAAGCGGUGACGUCAAAUCGGAUGCAAUGUGGAAGUUGAUCAAGUGAAUCUCAAACUAUCAAAUGGGGUAACAUGUCGCCAUCUGCUGGGUAGACAAUUGAACUGCUUGUAGGGGAUUUGAGAGUGUCGCUGUAAAGUUAAAACAUAUUUAAUCCCCAUUUACACCUUGCAUUAACAUGAUAGUCCAAUUGUAGGAAUACAUCUCAUCUGAAAAAAGUAGAGAUGAGUUGUACUUCAUGGGUUUGAAGGACAAUGAUGUAUCCCAAUUUCACCCGCAUUCAUACAUCAGAGUGCCUGUACCCUUGUACCCCCCCCCCCCCCCCCCCCCAUGACCUUCCCCUCUAAUUUGUUUGAGAAAGAAGAGAGAUGACACAAGGAAUUGAGGAGAGACUGCAGUCGAUUUUAUAAGCGAGUCAAGUCUAACGGAUCUACAAAUCACCUUGCAUCAUAAAUAACUACAAUUGUUUUUUCAGUCGGUCAUAAUUAAGCUAUGAAAAAAAUCACAGUUUUGAUGCUCUUGAACACAGCCAAUAAUUUCGUUUCUCAUUCCAGCCGGGAUUCAAUCCGACCGUAUAUGGUCGAUCGACAAUGCAGCUUUAAAAGUUAGAUGCCGAUUGAGUCAUUGCAGCUUUGCCCGUGAAUAUUAUCUCCACGAACGCAGGAACAUUGCCUUUAAAAUCUGCAAUGCCUCGAACCCACGAUUGGAUAGAAUCCCGACCUCAAAUGUUUGACAGCCCUGGCAGAACGAAUGUGAUUGGUUGGAUGAAAGCUCAGUGCGCAGAGCUAAGAGUGACAGGUCAGUAGAUGGUUUACAGGUAAGAGUCAAAUAAAGAAAAGGCGCAGGGAGGGAGGUUGGAGGGCGCAAGGUCGCCAGUUUAAAUACCAUUGUGGCUUUUGUUUCCCAACCUUAAAAAUACUUAACUAAUCACAUUUCUAAUCUACUGACAUUCUAAAUGACUUGACAGCUUCAUAUGUGAAAAGAAAGAGAGGCACCAAUCCCCAUGCUGGUGCAGUGGACUAGGCACUGGGAAAGGGACCAGAAGGUCACAGGUCCUAAUCUUGCCUCGCUUUCAUAGAUCAAAUAAAUUUGUUCUAAACUA
Messenger RNA from Oncorhynchus kisutch (coho salmon), 5209 nucleotides. Its product is annotated as mitotic interactor and substrate of PLK1. Lineage: Eukaryota; Metazoa; Chordata; Actinopteri; Salmoniformes; Salmonidae. The transcript has 5 exons. The coding region runs from base 107 to 3022 and encodes 971 amino acids. The record is from RefSeq and is a predicted model, not a curated record.